CACCAAAAUUCCAAGACUCAUGAUGGAUCUCUUGGGCCUUCUCCGGAACAGCCUGCUUGUCGCAUGGAUACUUGUCACACCCCAUUGGAGUCUUGUCCGCGCCGAGGGCUUCACCUUCCCAAACGAUGGGAACGAUCGAUUCAUUGUUGGGGACCUAGUCAAUGUCACCUGGGACAUCGUCUCAGCGCGCGUGUCGCUCUACGAGAUGUGCGCAACAGCCGUGCUGCUAGAAUCCAACGUCUCCAACACCGAAAGCUACAUCUGGAACGCGACCCGAGCCAACUAUCGCGAAUCAGGCUGCGCAUUUGAGCUCGUCCCGCUGACCGCCGAUGGCUCCCCGAACCCACCCAACCUCACCAGUGUUCUCUUCGGCGUCAACAAGCGCUACAGCAACGACCCGUCUCCCACGUCGUACAACUUCGGUGGCACGACCUUUCCUACCACUACUCUUUCCCCACCAGCGACGAGCACUUCCGCGUCCACACUCGCCACGACCGCCAACCCGUACACCGGAACCGCAGAGCCAGCCUCCGCAACAGCGACAUCAACCUCAUCCACCGCAAACGAGCCCACCGCCCUCGCAAAGGGUGGUCUCACCGUCGCCCAGAAAGUUGGAAUCGGGCUUGGGGUCCCGCUGGGCGUCUUGGCUCUCUCGCUGGUCGGGGCGUUGGUCUUCAUGUACCGUCGGCGUCGCUUGCGACAAGGACGCGUGGUGGAGCAGGAGCAGCCGCCGCCGCCGCCGCCGCAGGAUUACUAUGCUGCUGUUCCGUCGAUGGCGCCGAUGGCCGAGCCGCCGAAGGACCCUUUCAAUGCGGCGCGGAUGUCGAGGGCUGAGACGCUGAUUGCUGAGCUUCCGGCGGCGGAUAUGGAGGUGGAGUCUGAGACGAGGUCCGGCCAGAGGCCUGUCAGUGAGCUCAUGGGGACGCCGAGGAAUGAGUUGACUUGACCGGCGGUGGUUGUGGGAGAUGAAUGGAGGUGUAAGGGGUAUUUGGGAGGUGUUGGGCACGGUCCCAAUACGUAGAAGAGAAUGAUGAUGAAUGCUUAUGAGGUACGUUUUAUUUCGGGGCUGGCGACAUCGCUCAUACACAAC
Molecule: messenger RNA, 1090 nt
Organism: Aspergillus homomorphus CBS 101889
Lineage: Eukaryota; Fungi; Ascomycota; Eurotiomycetes; Eurotiales; Aspergillaceae
Exons: 2
Coding region: 20-946 (308 amino acids)
Source: RefSeq, a predicted model, not a curated record